This is a messenger RNA of Abrus precatorius (Indian licorice), 1616 nucleotides long. Its product is annotated as protein DETOXIFICATION 56. The coding region runs from base 1 to 1500 and encodes 499 amino acids. The transcript has a single exon. Gene Ontology annotation, biological process: xenobiotic detoxification by transmembrane export across the plasma membrane. Gene Ontology annotation, molecular function: xenobiotic transmembrane transporter activity; antiporter activity. Gene Ontology annotation, cellular component: membrane. The record is from RefSeq and is a predicted model, not a curated record. NCBI's taxonomy places the organism in Eukaryota, Viridiplantae, Streptophyta, Magnoliopsida, Fabales, Fabaceae.
AUGUCCGGAACAUCAAAGUUAGGAGACAACCUAAGCUCAAACCAUAAAACUAACGAAUUCCCUUUGCCUCCUCCGUCAUUAGAAACCCAAAAUUGCAUGAUGAAGAUGGUGCUCACAGAGCUAAGAGUUCAACGAGGAAUAGCCCUUCCAAUGGUGGCCAUGAAUUUGGCUUGGUUUGCCAAGACAGCCAUCACAACAGCCUUUUUGGGGCGUCUAGGAGAUCUCAGCUUAGCAGGUGGCGCUCUCGGGUUCACUUUUGCUAAUGUCACUGGCUUCUCUGUCCUCAAUGGUCUAUGCGGUGCCAUGGAACCUAUCUGUGGACAGGCUCAUGGUGCUAAAAACUUCAGACUCCUUCACAAGACCCUUCUCAUGACAGUCUUGUUGUUGCUGUUGGUAUCACUUCCCAUUACUUUCUUGUGGCUUAAUGUUGACAAAAUUUUGAUUCAUUUUGGUCAACAAGAAGACAUCUCUGUUGAGGCCAGGACCUAUAUUUCCUAUCUCAUACCCGACUUGUUUGUCAUCUCACUCUUCUGUCCAUUAAAAGCCUACUUGAGCUCUCAAAGCAUAACCCUUCCUACCAUGUUCAGUUCUGCUGCAGCACUAGCUUUCCACAUACCCGUUAACAUUGUACUCUCAAAGACCAUGGGGAUCAGAGGAGUUUCCAUGGCGGUUUGGAUAACUGAUUUUAUUGUUGUUGUUCUGCUGGCCAUUUAUGUUAUAAUUCUUGAAAACAGAAAGGUAAGCAUGUGGAAGGAAGGAGGAUGGUGGGAUCAGAGGAUUGUAGAUUGGAUUAGGUUGCUCAAGCUGUGUGGAUCAUGCUGCCUCAAUACAUGCCUUGAGUGGUGGUGCUAUGAGAUUCUUGUCUUGCUAACUGGCCACUUGACAAAUGCAAAGCAAGCAGUGGGAGUUUUGGCUAUUGUGCUAAACUUCGACUAUUUGCUCUUCUCAGUGAUGCUAUCGCUAGCCACUUGUGUUUCCACCCGUGUCUCAAAUGAACUUGGUGCCAACCAAGCUGGCCUUGCUUAUCGAUCAGCGUGUGUGUCUCUAGCAUUGGGCUUUGUCUCAGGUUGCAUAGGUAGCUUGGUGAUGGUGGCUGCCAGGGGAGUUUGGGGCCCCCUCUUUAGCCAUGAUGGGGGAAUCAUAAAGGGAGUAAAGAAGACAAUGUUGUUGAUGGCUCUGGUGGAAGUGUUCAAUUUUCCAUUGGCAGUUUGUGGGGGCAUAGUUCGAGGGACAGCUCGACCCUGGUUAGGUAUGUAUGCUAAUAUGGGUGGAUUUUAUUUUCUGGCCCUGCCACUGGGUGUUGUUCUUGCAUUCAAGCUACGACUUGGGCUAGUUGGACUCUUCAUUGGACUUCUUACUGGUAUCGUUACCUGCUUGACGCUCCUAUUGGUAUUUAUUGCGCGGAUAAACUGGGUUAACGAAGCUGCCAAGGCCCAAGCACUAGCCAGCAACGAGCAGGUUAAGGAAAUUCCCAAAUUUGACGCAGAAAGAACCAAUUGAGGCGCAUGGAAAUCUUGACGUACUAUAGUUAUAGAAAAAAAUCUCCAUCUAACCAAAUCCAUACGUGUCUCCAAACAUCAGGCCAGAACGAAUAAGACACGGCUCAAUCAUGUACA